Kwoniella botswanensis is the source of this 669-nucleotide messenger RNA. RefSeq lists its product as uncharacterized. Lineage: Eukaryota; Fungi; Basidiomycota; Tremellomycetes; Tremellales; Cryptococcaceae. Bases 1 to 669 code for a protein of 222 amino acids. The transcript is spliced from 3 exons. The record is from RefSeq and is a predicted model, not a curated record.
AUGAUGGAUAUCCUGACCUUCUUCCCGUCGUAUCUUUUAUCCUCUAGAUCCCUCCCAACAGCUCAAGUCCCCUGUCUAGCAGAAUUACAAAAACAAGCCCAACUACUAGCCUCGUCUAUUCCACCUCUUCCAACUUACUCCUCUUUCUCCUUUUCAUCCCAAUCUCCACCAAUGACAAAAACGAAAAAAGAAAUAGAUCUACCUCAACAGAGUAAAUCGAGAGGACUACCUAUCCCUUUCCUAAAGCAAGAUAAAUCAUGGUAUACUCACAAUCAUACCCAGGCAUCAUAUGAUCAUCCUCUACCAAGGUAUACCGAAAGACCCGACGGCGAGAAAGAAUAUAUAGAUGAGAUUGAUAUUGGACAUGGGUACGAUCAUAUCCACCGUCUAGGGAAGAGUGCUUCUUUACCUAACAGUAGUAAUAAAUUGUGGAAAACUUGGAAUGGAGGAUUUCGACCUAUACAUAUACAGAGUACGCUACCUAGCGAAAGUGGGAAUGCUUUGCGGCCAAUGAGAGAGUAUGGGAUGAACGGUAGUAAGAGUUACGCAGAGAGUGUUUGUAGCUUGACUCAACCUUCGAUAUACAAUUUGCGCGAGAACGGAACCCAGAAUGACACUGAUAAGUCAAUGACAUGGAUCGAGUGGAUAACGUGUAGAACGUGCUUGUAA